This is a messenger RNA of Chenopodium quinoa (quinoa), 1311 nucleotides long. RefSeq names its product NDR1/HIN1-like protein 1. Gene Ontology annotation, biological process: defense response to other organism. Lineage: Eukaryota; Viridiplantae; Streptophyta; Magnoliopsida; Caryophyllales; Amaranthaceae. The transcript has 2 exons. The record is from RefSeq and is a predicted model, not a curated record. Bases 240 to 941 code for a protein of 233 amino acids.
AUCCCGUAAGAAAACAUAUCUUUAGGCUCUAGCUUUUGCUACAAACUUCCAUUCAUUUAACAAUCUAUUAUAUUCCUUUCUUUCUACAUGCAACAAUCCUAUACUUCAAGUGUUACUCUACAUAUACACCUAAAACCUUAAAACACUUACAUGUUUAUUCAAACUGAUCGAAAACCCAUCUCAUCAUUCCUUCACCUCUCCUCCAUAUAAAAAACACGAAAAGCAAAUAGCCGCGAGGAAUGAACCACCACAACCAAGGCCACCUCCCGAUCCACGGAGACAAUAACAGACAACAACCGUACUACCACCGUACCCACACGGUCCGGUAUUACGCCCACCGGGUGAAGGAGAGCCUAAGCACAAGAGUCUCCAAGUUCAUAUGCACCAUCUUUUUAUUUAUCUUCUUUAUUGCGGGCCUAAUCGCCUUUAUCAUUUGGCUGGGCCUCCGUCCACAUAGGCCCAGGUUUCACAUUCAGGAGUUUUCCAUUCCAGCUUUGGCCCAGGCCCAACAAUCUGCGCCACCGGAAAGUGUUGCUGUCAAUUUCAAUGUCACAAUCCGCAAUCCUAAUCAUAAGGUUACAGUCCACUAUGAUUCAAUAGAAUGUGCAGUUUUUUACAAAGAACAACUAAUUGGUGGAAUCCCAUUGGUGACGAGUGAGUUUGAUCAAGAGUGCAAAAGUACAAAAAUACUUCAAACGGGCUUAGAAGGGCCCACUUUGACGGUCAAGAUUCAACGGUGGGCGGAGAUGCAAAAAGAUCUAACGGCUGGGAACGUCCCAUUUCGACUUCAAAUUACAUCAGUUUUUAAAUUCGAGAUAUUAUCGUGGGGUACCAACAGCAAAACACAUAAAAUGCAUGCUAAUUGUGCUGCUCAAGUGGGCCCCAAUGGAUUGCUCUUGCCUCAUUUAGUCGGAACAAAAUGCCCUGUUUAUUUCACUUAAUUAAUUAAUUAUUAUUAUUAUUUUUUUUUUUUUUUUGUAAUGUUUGAUGGCAUAUGAUGGUGAGAUGUAAUUAUUUUUUUAAAAUUUUAUUUAUGUAUUGUAAUAAGUAUAAAUAUUUUUGGGGAUUCUUUGGAGGCUUCUUUUGCCUAUUGUAAUUAGUGGCUUUUUUUUAAAAAAAGAAUUGUGAUGUUAUUAAAUGAUGUCAAUUGUAAUAUUUCUACUCUUUAAUUGAUUUAAAAACAAGGUGAUGUUGUUUAGUGAAUAAAUAUAUAAUAAUGUUUACGAGUUUCAAAAGAAGCAAUUUCUUAUACUACUUUCAUUUGCUUUUGUUUAUCUUGUAUGUGUAUACCUCAUCGCUGGGUCACUUGGU